UGCUGCUUUUGAGGGAAGGGUUGCUGCUGCUGUGGUGCAAAAAGAAGGAGGGAGACGGAGGUGCGACGUGGAAAGGCAGAGCGGCUCUCAGGUCCUAUGAGUGAAACAAAUGAAAUCCAGCGACACAAUGAGAGCAGACGGUCCGCUUUCAGUCGGAUCAGACACCGGAAUGAAGCCUCUCAGCAAUCAGCAGAAGCACAUCUGUUAGGAAGAAAGUCGUCGCCAUGGACGGUGGGCUGAGCGUUACUUUUAUAUCUGUUGCGAUGUUUGUAGGAUCCUUUUUACUUGGAUUCAUCCCGCUGUUGUUCAGACUCUCUGAGAAAAGCCUGCAGUUUGUCUCCAUCCUGGGUGCAGGUCUGCUGUGUGGGACAGCACUUGCCAUCACCAUCCCUGAGGGGGUGGGCUUACUGGAGAAGUCGUGGAGAGAAUCCUCCUCCUCCUCUGAUGAGCUGUCCGGUCUGAAUGCCAGUGAAAAAAAUACAACAUCCACAGAGAGAGGCCUUCCACCCCGGUUCUUCAUCGGGGUUGCUUUAACUUUGGGGUUCACCUUCAUGUUUGUUGUCGAUCAGAUUGGAAGCUACUGUUUUAUGCGCGACCAAAGGUCUAGUUUGCCCAACAGUGUCCACAUCACAGCCACAGUGGGACUGGUUAUUCAUGCCGCAGUUGAUGGAUUUGCUCUGGGUGCUGCUGUGGCCACUGGUCAAGUGACCGUACAAGUCAUUGUAUUUUUAGCUGUGAUUCUACACAAGGCUCCCGCUGCUUUCGGUUUGGUCUCGUUUCUGAUGCAUGCAGGCCUUGAAAAGAAAUACAUUCAGGGACAUUUACUGGCCUUUUCAGCCGCAGCACCUAUACUCGCUAUCACCACUUACUUCACAUUACAUGUGUCUGGCAGCUCAUCGGAGAACCAGCUCAGUGCAACAGGUGUGGGAAUGCUCUUCUCAGCUGGGACUUUCCUCUAUGUGGCCACAGUGCAUGUUCUCCCUGAGGUCAGCAGCAGCAAGACAAGCCAACCCUCCUCUGACCAGCAGCAGCACGAUGGAGCUGAGACCCACCAGCAGCGACAACUGGGGUUGCUGGAGAGCCUCACUCUCAUCCUUGGUGUGGGGGUUCCAAUGGUGUUGGCCCUGGGGCUGCAGGAUGAUUAAGAAGGGAACCUUGGGGCAAUUAGGUUUAGUGCAAAGGCAUAAUGCAACCAGAUCUCAAUGGUGAAUUGUCUAACACUACACUGUACUGUAUAAACUAUAUGUAAAGCACAAUGAUUAAGAAAUGAAAUGUUCCUUGGAAGGAAGUUUACCUUAUUGUGUUAUGAUAUCAGCGAAACCUGCCUUUGAAUCCACUGGUAUUGUUUGUUCCCAGUAGUGACCUUGGUGUACUGAGUUUGAGUUUCAAGAAAACAAAAAGGGUGUCAUUUGUUGUCAUGGCACUCUGAGGACAUGCCAUGUUUAGAGGUGAAAUCCCAGAAACUGGAUAGAUUUACAGGAACAACUGAAUAAUUUGAUACUAUCUCUUAGACAAUAGGACAUCUAGGCCAUACACUUUAGUCUCAUUUGUUUGCACAGUUGGGAGUCUGAAAGCAGAUUUUCAGUUUAUCGAUGUGCAGUAGUACAAAUGACCAAAAUGUGAAAAUUUUGUGCAACUCUAGAAUUAGUUUUAUAGUUGUGAUGCAAAGAGUUGUUUUUUUUUUCAGAUUAACUGAGAAAGUGUUGUGGGUUUGUAAUGUAACAUCUUCAGGAACACAUAGAAAGUCAAGCACCUGUACAUCUGUUACAGUGGACAUAAGAAGUAUUCACCCCCUUUGAAGAUUUCCUCUUUUAUUGCUUUUAAAUUGACCAUGAUUCAGCACUGAAUCACGGUUAAUUUAAUUAGGCUUUUUAGACAAGAAUUUAACAAAAUAGAGUAUUUUAUGUCAAUGUGAAAACAAGUUUCUACAAAGAAAUGAAAUAGAAAACCUGUGAAGCAUGGAGGUGGCAUCACGAUGUGGGGAUAAUUCUCAGUAGCAGGAUGUAAAGUGCAUUCAGCAAAGUGAAGGGAAAUCUUCAUGGACAAAAGCUACAGUCUGCAAGACAACUCCAACUUGGAAGAAGAAUUCUUGGAAGAAUUGCAGCUAAAUGUGAGUUUACUAAAAAAUGACUUGAGGAGGUAAACACUUAUGCAAUCAUCAAUUUUUAAAUAUUUUAUGUCUUUAUUUAAAUUUUUGACUUUGAUAUGAAUCUUUUUUUGUAAAUUCUUGUCGAAAAAUAUAAUAUUGAGCAUUAUUAAGUGGUGAAAAGCAAUAAAAAGAGAAAACUUCCAACUAGGUGAAUACUUGUUAUAGGCACUAUAAAAGACACGUCAACCAGAAAGAAACAGCCAGCUCACAGGAGGUAUUUCACAUACCUGGUAAUCAAAUGAAAUUCAAUCCACAUAUGUUUCACUGAGUUUUUACCUGUGACACUUUAGGAUCAUCUAACCUUUACCAACUCCUGAAGUUUUUCUUUAUUUCCUCCUUAAUACAUGAAAUAAAAAACACUCUCGUGUUGCGAUGGCCUGUG
Amphiprion ocellaris (clown anemonefish) is the source of this 2531-nucleotide messenger RNA. RefSeq names its product zinc transporter ZIP9. Gene Ontology annotation, molecular function: metal ion transmembrane transporter activity. Gene Ontology annotation, cellular component: membrane. Gene Ontology annotation, biological process: transmembrane transport; zinc ion transport. The record is from RefSeq and is a predicted model, not a curated record. NCBI's taxonomy places the organism in Eukaryota, Metazoa, Chordata, Actinopteri, Pomacentridae. Bases 225 to 1145 code for a protein of 306 amino acids. The transcript is spliced from 7 exons.